GCCUUCUACUCCACCCUAAACAACAACGCCGUCGUCUCCUCUGUCUCAGUUCUGCUUUUGCUUCUACAAACAAACACUCACUCCUUUAUCUCUACACUAUAUUAGAUCUAUUUUCCCCCCCAAUUGAUUCGACGUCGUUUUUAUAACCCGGCAAAACAGACCAUGGUGGUCAACGAGAGACCCGCCAAGAGGAUGAAGAGGAGAGUCACAGCUGAUCUCUAUGAUUUUCUCACUUUCCCCGUCGCUGGUGACGCCUCCUCCGACGGACCUUUCCGGAACUCCGUUCAGCGCUUCCUCUCCGACCACGCGCGCAUCACUUUCCCUCCUUCGCUCUUUCCAUCCUUCAUGACGUGGCAGAUCUUGUUCCGUGUUGGAGACAUCGUCCACGGGCCCGAUCUCUCGCCGGCGAUGGUCACUCUUGACAUUGUCGAGGAGGACGUAACUCGUUCUCGUACUUCUGUUUACUGCGACCAGUGCCGAGUCGUUGGAUGGAGUUCACAUCCUGUGUGUCGAAAGCGGUACCAUUUCAUAAUAAGGGCUGCAAGUAACGCUAUCGAAGCAUAUCAAAGACCUUGUUCACGAUGUGGAAAUCUCCUCCAAUUAUCUGAAACAAGGUGUAGAUCGUGUAACUUUGUUAUCACCGUGGAUGACCUUGAGGAUUGGGUGUAUCUUCAAAUAGAAGAUAACACCCAUCUUCUGCAUGGUGUUGUCCACGCCAAUGGUUACGGACACCUGCUUACCCUUAAUGGAAGAGAAGGUGGCUCGAAGCUUCUCUCAGGAUCUGUUAUCAUGGGUUUCUGGGAUAGGCUAUGUGCUGCGAUUUCUGUUAGGAAGGUUAGCGUGAUGGAUUUGUCCAAGAAAUUUGGGCUGGAAUAUCGGUUGCUUCAUGCAGUCACCAACGGACAUUCGUGGUAUGGCAAUUGGGGUUAUGAAUUUGGAACAGGCAGCUAUGCCCUUACCCAAGAUGCGUACAAGGAAGCAGUGAAUACCCUGUCGAGCAUGCCCUUGUCUUCAUUUUCAUUCCAUGGACGGGGACCACGAAGCCGCUUGCAGUGUGUCAUUUCUCUUUAUCAGUCUUUGGCAGAUACUGAACUUCUAACAAUUGAAGAUCUGUUCGGCUUUUUGUUGACGUUGGUUUACGAAUGUCGUAAGCCCACGACCACUCCCACAGGUACUUCUAAACAGCAUGAAUACAGCAGCACCACUUUAUUGUGUGCUUGGACGGGAAAGGAAGUUGAAGAUGUGCAGCAGGCUUUGAUCAAGGUAUUGCUUGCAUCUGAUGCCCGCGAUGAGGCCAAAUGGGUUACAAGGCGUGCCCUCAAGGGUGCGGUGUGCAGGAGUGUUGCAUCUCCAGAGCUUCUGGACUACUGUCUUAAGAACUUGCAAGGAAAAUCCGCUGCCGAUGGAAUGGUAGUUUGUUCACGAUGCAAUCCCAUUUCCAGUGCAAUCGAAUUCAGGUUGGGACCGUCGACUAAUGGAGUUCGUGCAAAUUCAUGUUAUCCAUCAGAAGAGCAAGUGGUCUCCGAUUUGAAAUUCUUAUUUGAUUCAAUUAUUCACCCCGACAAAAUGUUGAGCUACAGACCUAGGGUUAUGAGGAAAAGGGUGGCUAAUUCGGCCAGGAAGCUCCUUGACUGUAAGCAGUUUAUGAAGGAUUACAAGCCAGAUGAAGUAGCCGUAGAACAGCCAUCAGUCAUUAGGCUGUGGUGUCAUGUGGAGCUUUCUGAUCAGCCUAAAGAUGAUCCAUCCCCACCGCCAGAGCUGAUUGUGUUGCCUUUGAAUGCCACCGUUGCUGACCUCAAGAGCGAAGUCACUAGUGCUUUUCAAGAGGUAUAUGCAAUGUAUAAAAGGUUUCAAGCUGAGGAACUCCUGGGUUAUGGGUCAAUCAGUGAUUCGCUCACCGUCAAGUUUCUGCUUGGAACUAGUGGAUCAAUCCAAAUUCAAGGUAAAUGCCCAGCCAAAAAUGGGCUAAGCCGGUUCCGAAUGGAACGAGGAACAGAGGCAUGGAAGGUUGAUUGCACUUGCGGGGCUAAGGAUGAUGAUGGAGAAAAAAUGUUAGCGUGUGAUACUUGCGGCAUUUGGCAGCAUACCAGAUGCGCUGGAAUUAAGAAUUCUGAUGGCAUGCCUUCGAAGUUUGUGUGUGAGAGAUGCGUCCACUCUUACCGUGAGGAGACCAAAAAACUGCCAGACUCUGGUGACGAGGCUUACAAGACUUGUAAUUUGAACACAUCUUGCAGGGAUGAAGCAGUGGCAACGGACUGUGCAAGUGCAGCAGUUGCUUGUAACAUAUCUGUGAAUUUUGGUGUACGUUGAGUGUACAGCUUUUGUAUUUAUGUCUGUAUAGCUUUUAUUUGUCUUCGGCUAGGUUUUUAUGUCAUGCCAGCUGGGGCCAGAAGUUGUCAAUUGUUUAGAGGCCUGUUUUUGACAGCUUGCGCUCUCUUGUCAAUAUAACUUGAUUUUAUCGAGCUCAAAGAAAAAUGAAUCGACAGUGACCGCUUUAU
Abrus precatorius (Indian licorice) is the source of this 2498-nucleotide messenger RNA. Its product is annotated as PHD finger protein At1g33420-like. NCBI's taxonomy places the organism in Eukaryota, Viridiplantae, Streptophyta, Magnoliopsida, Fabales, Fabaceae. The transcript has 5 exons. The record is from RefSeq and is a predicted model, not a curated record. Bases 163 to 2310 code for a protein of 715 amino acids.